Molecule: messenger RNA, 1875 nt
Organism: Punctularia strigosozonata HHB-11173 SS5
Lineage: Eukaryota; Fungi; Basidiomycota; Agaricomycetes; Corticiales; Punctulariaceae
Product: P-loop containing nucleoside triphosphate hydrolase protein
Exons: 12
Coding region: 1-1875 (624 amino acids)
Biological process (GO): DNA-templated DNA replication; DNA repair; regulation of DNA repair
Cellular component (GO): nucleus
Molecular function (GO): DNA binding; ATP hydrolysis activity; ATP binding
Source: RefSeq, a predicted model, not a curated record
AUGGCGCCUGGACAAGUGACAUGUCCCGUUUGUUCGCAGCAAGUUCCUGAGUCAAAGAUCAACGAACAUUUGGACCAGAACUGUCGCGCUUUUGACGCGUCGGGCGCGUCAAAAUCCUCGCAGGCAACGUCCAAGAAGAGCUCGCACACCGUGCCCACGAACCUCGCGCCGAUCUUCUCUCAAGCGAGUACGCAGGCAGCCCCAGCCCAUCCGACCACAUCUACCCUUCCAGCAUCAACCUCCAAGUCUAUCUCGUCCGGGCCAUCUGGUAAAAAGCGCGGUCAUCACAGCACAAUCGAAAGUAAUGCGUUGGCCGGACCGUCCUCAGCUUCCGUGCAACCUUCGGCUGGUAAGCGGGUCAAGACUGCUCGAACAUCGCGAUUGGAGGCUGCUGCCCCUCUUGCGGAGCGCUUAAGACCCCAGAGCCUCGAGGAAUUCGUCGGUCAGCCACAUCUGGUUGGCAAGGAUGCACUUCUGGUCAGCUCGCUCGAGAGGGGGUCUGUAGGAAGUAUCAUCUUGUGGGGUCCGCCAGGGUGUGGAAAGACGACCCUCGCUCGGCUGCUCGCGAAGCGGACGGAUGCUGUCUUCAAAGAGCUCAGUGCGACUGUAGUCGGUAUCAAUGACGUGCGCGCUGUCUUCGACGAAGCAAAGAACGUGCUCCAGCUGACAGGACGUAAAACCAUCCUAUUCCUCGACGAGAUACACAGAUUCACCAGGUCACAACAAGAUAUAUUUCUACCGUACAUUGAGCAGGGCCACAUCCAGUUGAUCGGAGCUACGACCGAAAACCCUAGCUUCAAGGUUAACGGCGCCCUCUUGAGCCGUUGCCGCGUAUUCGUUCUUGAGCGGCUUACGGAUGUCGAUAUCGAGCGGAUUGUGAGGCAGGCUGUGGAUCGCGUGGCGCCACCGCCGGCGUUGGAAAGUGCGCACAAUGGACCAGACGCGUCCGAAUCACAUUCGCGGCCAUCAUCCCCCCCUUCCAGUUCUCCGACUAGUCAAUGGAACUCGUCUCCAGUGAUACUGGACAGGCCGUUCACCUCGUCUUCGCCCUUCCCUACGCCACCCUCGACGAAACAGGCGGAGAAGCGCGAGGCGCGGAUCGACAUAAAGCCCUUUCCUGCCUACCCCCAGCUCACCUCAAGGAUCUUGGCAUCCAUCGUCUCUCUCUCGACGGGCGAUGCCCGAACGGCAAUCUCGUUGCUCGAGCUGGUCCUUUCUUCUCCCGCGACCGCGGAGGAAAGCGUGCUCCUCGAUAGCCUGCGCAAGUCCGUAAGCACAAGCUACGACCGCACGGGAGACAGCCAUUACGACCUCAUCUCGGCGCUGCACAAGUCGGUUCGGGGCAGCGAUCCGCACGCGGCGAUGUAUUGGCUUGCGCGUAUGCUAGAGGCUGGCGAAGAUCCGUUACGGGCGAUUGUUAUGGCCAGCGAAGACAUAGGGUUGGCAGAUUCGCAUGCGCUGCCCCUGGCUAUAGCCGCAAUGCAGGCCUGUCAGUUUGUGGGCAUGCCAGAGUGUCGUAUCAACCUAGCGCACCUCAUAGCAUAUCUCGCCGAGGCACCCAAAUCGACACGCUCGUACGAGGCGUACAAUCGUGCUGCAGAAGCCGCGAAGAAGGACAUGACGCUGCCCGUGCCCUUGCAAGUGCGCAACGCUCCGACCAAACUCAUGAAGGAGCUCGGAUACAGCGAGGGAUAUCGCUACAACCCAGACUACGCACAUCCCGUGCACAACGAGUAUCUGCCAUCGGAGCUGAAAGGACGGGUGUUCCUUAGGCCCGCGGGUGAUGUGACCGGGAAGAUCUGGGACGAGGCGGCGUUGCAAAGAUGGGAGGAGGAGACUGGGAGAAGGUGGGAGGGGCGAUCGAAUGAAGAGUGA